This is a messenger RNA of Saprolegnia parasitica CBS 223.65, 1185 nucleotides long. RefSeq lists its product as hypothetical. Bases 1 to 1125 code for a protein of 374 amino acids. The record is from RefSeq and is a predicted model, not a curated record. The transcript is spliced from 4 exons. NCBI's taxonomy places the organism in Eukaryota, Oomycota, Saprolegniomycetes, Saprolegniales, Saprolegniaceae.
AUGUACAUUGCCCGACUGCACCAGUCGGUCCUCGACGCAACGCCCGACGAAGCGUCGGCGGAAGCGCUCAAUAAGCCUCGACGCCGCCGCACCGUUCCGAUCGCUGCCAAGCUCGUGGUUCUAGUCUCAAUCGACGUCGAAGAGCGCAGCGCCGACGGCAUCUACGAACCCGUGACGGUCAAAGAAGACGGGACGCUGCGGCUCAAGCAAGGCCAGGCGCGUCGCAUCGUCGUCCGGGCCGUGCAAGCCGACCACCAGCACUUUUGCCUCCUUGGCAUCCCCCACGUUCGCAUCUGCAGCGAGCGCACGCGGACCAAAGCGCCGCGCACAGAGUACGCUGCGGCGUCUGCUCUCGGCUCGGCCACGCUCGGCGGCUUCUUUCACAAAUACGGGGCCGAGGAUGCGAGCAUGUCUCCUGGCGCCAUGGACGACGCCAGCCAAUGGCAAGCACUCGACUUUCGCAGCCCGUCGCAGAUUGAUCCCGAGGCACGCACUGUGUCGUGUGUCAUGAAGUGGGACGCGAACGUCGCCGAGCGUCACUGCCACCGUGGCGAGCGGCGUAUCUUCCGCGUCGCCGUCGCGCUCGAGACGCAGAUCUCGGAGGCGCCGGUGAUUGUCGCCAAGAGCGUCACGACCAAAGUCUGUGCAUCGGCGACGUCACUCAAGCAGCUCCAGCGUCAGAUGCAGACGGCGUGGUGGGCCCGCGAAAGCUUUAGCCGAUCGCACCGCCUCGGCAAGUGGUUUGCCAUUGAAGUUGUCAAGCCUGUCGCAUCCCCGCGCGACGACGCGCCGGCCGCCAAAGCGCUUCUCGCCGAGCGCCUCUUGGACCAUUAUGGCAAAGGCAUGCAAAAGCUUGAUGUCGCAUUCGAUCUGGAGCGGUUCCGCCAGCAGUUUCUCGCCGAGACUGAGUCCUUGACCAUGUCCGAGGUCGACGAAAAGCCAGCCCACGUGUGUGCGACCAAGUCCACAUCGACCCAUGUGGUUCAACAGAUUCACGGCGAGCUCUUUGUCGAGCGCCGCAACACGCCUGGUAUCCUCGUGCACUUGACAUCGGGCACGCUCGUCGACACGACUGAGGCGACGGCGUACAGCCCCAACGUUGCGCACGUGGUGACGCAGACGUAAAGCAUUUGUAUGGUGCAUCCAUAAUACUAGUAUACUUUUAAAGACAUCUUCGGUAGCUCC